Molecule: messenger RNA, 4536 nt
Organism: Nematocida minor
Lineage: Eukaryota; Fungi; Microsporidia
Product: ATP-dependent RNA helicase DDX60
Exons: 1
Coding region: 1-4536 (1511 amino acids)
Cellular component (GO): cytoplasm
Molecular function (GO): ATP binding; nucleic acid binding
Source: RefSeq, a predicted model, not a curated record
AUGAAAAAAGAAAUGCCAAACAUAUAUAAAGAGUGGUAUGCGAACAUGCCCACCCAGAUGAUAGAUGUAAGCGAGUCAUUUGUUGGAAUAGGAAAGAUGGUGAUAAACGGCCACUCUAUCUACAGAUACAUCGAAGACGUGUACAAAAUAAAAAGCAGCACGCUUCCUCUAAAGCUUCUGGACACCAUAGCAGACACCAUUGGACACAGUCUCAAGCUCUCGGGCUUUAAAGACUCGUACAUAGUUCUGUUCCACGAUGAGGAAGAAACAGCAGAGCGAAGCAUAUGCAUGCGAGAGGUGAUCGCUGCUCUGGAAAAAAGCUGCUCAAUCAAGACCAUCUGGUUCCACUCUCUGCAGGACAAAGAGUUCAGGCAGUUCCUAAAGGAGGAGCACAUCUGCAUAGGAGUUGCAUACCAAAAUACGCGAUCUCUAGUAUUUUUAAACACAAUCCUGGGACUCUCUCUGUACGCAGGUGUUCUGGACAAAGAAACCUUCCGUGCUCCAAGGCUGUUUAUGUUUGUCACAAACCCCUCGAACUAUCUAUACGGAGUGGAGUACAUCACAAAAGAGUAUCCAGUGGUCAAGAUGGAAAGCGCUGAAAAAGCACAGGAAGCAGCAGAGACCAUCAUAAAGAAACACCUGGGCGAAAGUGUCUACGAAGCACACAAAGAAGUGCUUUCAGAAAAAAGAUGUUUCUCGAGAUAUUCAAGAAAAGAAGAGCCAGUGAGCACAGAGCUGAUCAAAGAAAUAGCGAGCGCCAUUAAGACAGCUGAGGUGUGCAGUCUGAAGGAUAUGAUAGAUGGCUGUCUUCUAAACCCAGAAGAAGCACAGACAGAAAAGGCAGAGAGUGUAGAAGAGGGAAAGGAGAAGCCCCGCAGAAAGAGCGUAUUUAUCCCCACAUCUCUCUCGUCUGUAAAGUUCUACAAUGAGGAGCAGGAGAGAUCUUUCCGCACCGAGCAGAUGUACAUUGAGAGCCUGAAGAAAACAGCGCAGUCUCUCCACGAGGGAAAGCAUCUCCACAACCCAAUAACACUCGUAACCGACAAAACAAAGAAAAAGAAAGAAAAAGAGACAAAAGAAAAGCUGAGCAAAAAACAGCUGGAGAUCAUAGAGAAAAACAAGAAACAGAAGGAGCUGGAGUCAAAAAAGAAGGACAUAGCGUUUUUGAAGAGCUUCAAAGCCAAGUACGAGUCAUUUUCCGUUACAUACGAGAAGAGGAGACACCUUGAGUCUUUCCUCCCAAGAAUACACUCAUCCUUCAUAUGCAGAAAAGUGCUCCUGCUGAACAUAGAGUUCUACGACAAUCUGUGGAGCCUGGAAAAGAGAAAAAAAGUGCCAAAUAAGAAAGACCUCGUUUCUCUCUACAUGAACUGUGUCUCUUUUAUUGAAAAGUAUGCAAAAGAGUCGUCCAUUGAAGAGCUGCAGUUUGCCAUGCAGCGUCUGCUCGACCACUCGUUUGAGUCCACAGUUCUGGAGAUGUGCAAGAAGUACAGCAUCAGCUACAUAAACAAAAAAGACCCAAGCUGCACAGAGAUAUACGAUGGCUGUGCGCCCGUAAGCAUAAGCUUCACUCCAGGAGCCACCGGGAAGCCAAAUGACAACGACAUUUCGUUCCUUAUGCAGCACGCAGGGGAUAAGCUGAAGAGGUCUCUUAACUCGCAGGAAGACCCAAGACUUUUGUUCAAGCCAGACGGAUGGCAGUUUGAUCUUUUGGAGAUUGUUGAUGCUAACCAAAGCGCAGUGAUAUGUGCUCCUACCUCCUCUGGAAAAACAUUUAUCUGCUACUAUGCCAUGGAGAAGGUCCUCAGAGAAAGCAAUGACGGGAUUGUCAUUUUUGUUGCGCCCACAAAGGCCCUUGUGAACCAGGUGGCUGCAGAUGUGUAUGCCCGAUUUGGAUCAAAACCGUACAUCAAGCAGAGCAACAUUCUGCAGGGUAUUUGCAUGAGCGAUUUCCAAAUAUCGCCAUUUACCUGCCAGGUGCUCAUUACCGUUCCUCCCGUGCUGGAGAAAAUACUCACCAUGCCUCCCGAGCCGUCUAAGAAAGGCCAUCCGUAUCUCGACAGAAUAAGAUACAUCGUGAUAGACGAAGUGCACAAAAUAAGCGACAGUAAGAUAGGGUCUAGCAUGGAGAAAAUCAUCCACUUCAGCCCGUGCCCUCUCCUCCUCCUCAGCGCCACCAUUGGGAAUCUCCACGAGUUCUUCAACUGGAUCAAGAAAAUUGAAGAAAAGAAAAACAGAGUGUGCAAUUUGGUUGUGCACAAAGAAAGAUACUGCGAGAUAAAAAACUACAUUUUCGUGCCAAAGGAGAUCAAAGCCCUCGAAAACUGCCACAAAACAACAAGAGAGGCAGGAGAGAAGGCAAUUGCGCAGAUACACUCUCUCUUUGCAUACUCCUUCAGAGGAAUCAAAGAAGAAGGAUUCAGCAACGAUGUAAACUUCCUCCCCGACGAGCUUCUCAAUCUGUACUACGCCGUAUAUGCUGUGCUGAAAAAUGACAGCGCCAGAAAGCACCUUGCAAAACAGUUCAUGCCCAGAAAGUUCUUCAAAACAAAUUGCAUAACAAAGGGAGAUGUAAAAAAGUACGAGAAGUACGUCAUUGAAACAUUCCAGAAGAUGAUCAAGACAAACGAGCUAGAGCCCCAGCAGGUCACGCAGAUAUACGAGAUUCUGGUCAGAGACGCAAAGGAAGGAUUCCAGAAAAUAGACGACGAUCUGAAGAACAGACUGGACAAACAGAUGAUCGAAGCAGCCCAGAAGGAAAAAAAUAACGAAGAGCUGAUGAAAGCAGGGGGAAAGAAAACAGUGGACUGCAAGAAAGUUUUUGCAGAAAGCGAGGAAGCAGAACUCACAAAAAGCGUUGAGAAUAUGGAAAUUAAAAAAACAGAAAUAUCGCCCGACAUACUCCUCUACAACACAGACUAUCUCCUGGACAACGUGCUUGACCUUGUGGUGGAGCUCGAGGCUGCAGACAAGCUCCCGUGCAUUGUGUUCAAUCUCGAGCGAACUGUCUGCAACUCGCUUGCGAUCAGACUGUCAGAAGAGCUCGAAAAGUUUGAAAAGUGCGCGCCGCCUGCCUUUUCCAAGACCGAUCUCAGAGAAAACGAAAAGAUUCUGAAAGAAAUGAGAAGGGCAAGAGAUGCAACAGUGGCAACAGGAAAGGACUCCUGGAUCAGCGAGUCGAUCGUUGCUGAAGAGGCAUCGGGAAGGAUCAUAGACCCCAAUGCAAAAGACCCCAGAUUCUGCUUCACAGACCCUACUAUAUCCUCGUCUGGGGCGUAUUUGCUCGAUGAGUACGCAAAGUCCCUGAGAAAAACAGGAAGGCUGGACCCCAGGCUUAUACAGGCGCUGUACAGAGGAAUUGGCGUGCACCACAGCGGUAUACCAAAGAAGUACAGAAACAUGGUUGAAAUCCUCUUCCGAAUGAAACAGCUUCGAGUGAUAUUUGCAACAGAGACUCUGGCGCUGGGUAUCAACAUGCCGUGCCGCACUGCAGUCUUUGCAGGGGACUCUCUUCUUCUCGACUCCAUGAGCUUCAAGCAGAUGGCAGGAAGAGCUGGAAGAAGAGGGUACGACACACAGGGGAACGUGGUCUUCUUUGGAAUUUCAAAACAGAAGGUAAGAAGUCUUAUCACCUCCUAUCUGCCGUACAUAAAGGGCGAGUAUCCGUACACAAGUCUGCUCGCCAUACAGUCAGCAAGGCCCACAGUGAAAGACUCAUCGAUUGAAAGCAUAGUAACCUGCCCCCUUACGUCAAUUUCUCUGCCAAAAGAGGGAAGUGAAGAAGAAACCGCUGAAGAAUCGCUGAAACUGAAAGAACAGACAGAAAGCAUACUCGCUGCGCAAAAAGAGCACCUCGUGCAGAAGAUGUUCCUCUCCCCCGAAGUUCUCACACUCGCUGAGAAUAUGGAGAGAAAACUCGCACACACAUCGAGUCUCUGUGACAUGGGCCUGAACAGCCUUUCGUACGGAGCUGAGUCGUUUGUGUUUAUGUCGCUGGUGAAUGAAGGAGUGCUAGAUGCAAUAUGCAACCAGAAAAAAGACAAGGAAGAAAUAGCAAGAGACAUCAUCCUUCUGGUCUCGUACAUAUUUGAAAUCUAUCCUCUUCCAAGCACGUCAGAGCUCCCUACUCUCCCAGCGAUUGAUCCAGCUAUUUUUUCAAUCCUUGACAGAUACUACAAAGAGUCUAUAAAGAUCACAAAGAGGUUUAUGAAGCCAGAAGAGCUUGAGUGGCUUGCGCUGGUGCCAGAGCGAGUGCACUACACGCCGGUAUCAAAGUCCUUCUUACUUCUUCCCUAUCUGUACACGAAAAAGAGCAACUACAUUCUGAGGUACUUUAUCGAUCAGAACGUCAAACAGAUACUCAGAAGCAGCGGGAUGGGAGAAACAGAGCUGUGGCAGAGGCUCAAGAGCAUAGAAGACAUUCUAACACAGCUGCAGGCCUACUAUAAAACAUACAACGCCACCUCUAUUUCCAUGCCAUUUGUAGACGUUACCUACACAUACUUCCAGGAAAGGUUUGCCAAGAUGCACGCAUAA